Molecule: messenger RNA, 831 nt
Organism: Cannabis sativa
Lineage: Eukaryota; Viridiplantae; Streptophyta; Magnoliopsida; Rosales; Cannabaceae
Product: blue copper protein-like
Exons: 2
Coding region: 1-366 (121 amino acids)
Cellular component (GO): plasma membrane
Molecular function (GO): electron transfer activity
Source: RefSeq, a predicted model, not a curated record
AUGGCAAAGUCAUUUCCACUUGUAGCAAUUUUUGUUUUUGCAAUGGCUGUGAAUGUUUGCUAUGCAGUUGAUUACAUAGUUGGCGAUUCAGCUGGAUGGAACCCUGGUGUUGAUUACAAUGCUUGGGCCGCAAGCAAGACUUUCACAGUUCGCGACUCGCUCGUGUUCAGGUACACAAAGGGAGCUCAUAAUGUGGUUCAAGUGAAUCAAAUAAGUGACUAUGCAAAUUGCUAUUCAGGACAGAGUGUUCCAUUGACAAGUGGAAAUGAUGUAAUCCCACUAAGAAGUUCUGGAGCCAAAUACUUUAUUAGCAGUGUAAAGGAUGAUUGUGCCAAGGGUCAAAAACUCACUAUUAAUGUUAAAUGAGUAAUUUAAUUACAUUAUAACAAUCAAUGUAAUUUCUAUUAUCACAUUUAUGAGCUUAUUAAUAAAUUUUUCAAAAUUUUUGGUUGGGUAUAUAAAUUAAAAUUUUUACUCUUGAAUUUUAAUAUAUGCUAAAUUAUAUUUUUUAAAUUAUUUUAGUUAAAUUUUUUCUAUGAAUUAUUAAAAUUAAUAUUAUUUAAUUUAAAAAAUUUUGUCAGAAAAACCUAAAUUCAACAAUUUCAACCAAACAUAAUUUCUUAUAUAUAUACAUUCCUAAUUUGUUAUUAUCAUAAAAUUCGCAUUUAAUACUAUUAAUACAAUAUUAAAAUGUUCAUAUAUAAUAACCGAUAUUGUAUUAAUUGUCUUUUACGUGUACAUCUAUCGUUGAUUAUCAUGCCAGUCUAAAUCCAGUGAACUGACAAAUCAGGGAAUAAACUUUCGAACAUAUAAUUAAGAUUAUAUUCUACU